This is a messenger RNA of Orussus abietinus, 1711 nucleotides long. It is a transcript of the gene WDR79, whose product is annotated as telomerase Cajal body protein 1. The transcript is spliced from 3 exons. The coding region runs from base 8 to 1447 and encodes 479 amino acids. The record is from RefSeq and is a predicted model, not a curated record. Gene Ontology annotation, biological process: Cajal body organization. Gene Ontology annotation, molecular function: RNA binding; protein binding. Gene Ontology annotation, cellular component: Cajal body. Lineage: Eukaryota; Metazoa; Arthropoda; Insecta; Hymenoptera; Orussidae.
UCUGCAAAUGAACGACGUUUCAAGGUUAUGUCCUUUGGCGGCAAUAUCAACAGCUCCUGAAGACAAGUGUGUAACUGUAAGUGAGAUCGAAGUUAAAUCAUCCUGUGAUAUUCAGGAAUGCAUAUUAGGACAUUCAAUGAAUGCAGACAACGAUAAUUUGCAAAUUACGCCUGAAAAUGAAUCGCCCAAUCUACCGGGAAAUACGGAUCUCGAGGAGCUUCCUUUCGUACGUGAAAUUGGAGAGGUUAAUUCUGAGACUACUGGGGAAACGGAAGAAUCACAGACGGACAAGGUGACAGAUAAUGUGAAAUUAGAACCUCUAGAAGAAGAAUUUAUUGAAUCUCCUGUGCCUGUGAGCUGUGAUUGGUCUUGUACACCAACGCUGCUGUGCUCCGCACUAGAAGAGUACAAACCGACAGACCUUUGUGAGAACUUUACGAAAGGCUGCCACUGGUCACCCGAUGGCACUUGCUUUCUUGUUCCAUCUGAAGAUUUCAGAAUACGUAUUUACGAUCUUCCAAAGGAACUGUACAAUGGCAAUGUAUCGAAGGACUUAUCUUUGUCCGAUUUGAAGCCUGCAGUAACAGUCAAAGAAGGCGGACUAGUCUAUGAUACUUGCUGGUUUCCUUAUAUGAGCUCUUGGGAUCCAGUAACCUGCUGCUUUCUUAGCACCAGCAGAGAGAGUCCAGUACAUCUCUGGGAUGCAUUCACAGGAAACAUAAGAGCAACAUAUCGAGCUUACAAUCUAGUCGACGAAGUAGAGGCUGCUAUCAGCACUCGCUUCAUUAAUUAUGGCAAGGAAGUAUGGUGUGGUUUUAGAGGAGCACUCAGAAUGUUUGAUACCGAUCGUCCUGGCCGCCAGACGCAUACAAUUUUUCUUAAGAAAGAUUUCCCAAAUGUGACAGGCUUAGUCUCGUGUAUACGAGAGAAUCCAUGUAUGCCUGGACUGGUUGCUUUUGGGACUUAUUCAAAAUGCAUUGGUCUAUACAAAGAUAGCCCUAUUUGUGCCUUUAAACCAAGCAACGGUGUUACCCAAAUUGAAUUCAGUCCUUGUGGAAUGAAAUUGUACUCCGCAGUCAGAAGGAGCAAUGAAGUACUUUGUUGGGACCUGAGAAAUCCUGGAGUCAUUUUGUGGUCACUUCGGGGAAGAUGUUCCGAUACUAAUCAAAGAAUACAACUAGCUAUUUCCUCCAAUGGCUCUGAAAUUGUAUCGGGUGGCACAGAUGGAGUUGUCAAAGUCUGGAAGCUUGUUGAAACUUCUGACACCUACGAAGAAGACUUAAAUCCACGCUUUGACAUUAAACUAUCCGAAGACUGUGUUAAUGGUAUAGACUUACACCGAACCCUCCCUAUUUUGUUAACUACUACAGGACAGAGAGUGUGUGACUUGGAAGACAAGCCCAGAGACAACAGUGUAAGAUUAUGGUGGUUUUCAUCAUUAAGUUGAAUGAUCUAAUAAGCUUCCUAUGUGAAAGAAGAAUAACAGUGACCCAGGUAAUCAUUAGAAUUAUUCAUUCUAAUCUUUACGGUCAACAUUUCAUUGAAGUACAGUAACUUAACCAGAACUAUACAUAGUAAGGUUGAAAACUUAGGAUAGAAAGAAUUUUUAUGAAUAGUACUUAUUUUACACUGUAAUAGAAAAGGAAUGUAAAUAAUUUGUAUGUAAGCAUUUUAAUACAUUAAAUUCUUUAUCACAAAGAGUCAAAGGAAA